This is a messenger RNA of Seminavis robusta, 2782 nucleotides long. NCBI's taxonomy places the organism in Eukaryota, Bacillariophyta, Bacillariophyceae, Naviculales, Naviculaceae. The record is from the annotation of a GenBank genome assembly.
AAGCUUUUCUAAAUACCCCGCUAUCCUUGAUACAAGAGGUCGGCAGCGUUUUUUCGUGCCAACGGCUUUUGACGCUUUAUUGUGGCUUCACUUGACUUGGAUAUCGCCAUGAAGCUGCUCCAAUGCAGACGAUGGUGCUCUUCUGUGAGUACCGGUAACUUAGCCUUCCUCCUUAGCUUGACCUUUAUCCCCCAAAGAACGGCUGGGUUCGUCAUAAUCAACAAUAAUGAUGGCCGGAUACCUAGCCGCAUCCUCCGUGCCACCGAUUCUGAUGAGUCGAACAAGCCAUCAUCCUUUGAGAUUGGUCUCUACGUACACAUUCCCUAUUGCCGAAGACGAUGCCGAUAUUGCAAUUUUGCCAUUGUCCCCAUUGGAACACAGGUUGACACGGAAUCGCCACCAUCAAGACGAUCAGAUGAUGAACUCGUGGAUGUGGCUACCCAAGGAUUCCUGCAAAUGGAUAGGGCUUACCGAAAAUCCCUUUUGCAAGAGAUUGAAUGGCUCAGGAGCACCACAGACGCAAGCGAUAGUCCCAUUAUAUUGAAAUCCAUUUAUUUUGGAGGAGGUACUCCUUCUUUGGCACCCAUUGAAACGAUACAUGCAAUUUGGGAGGCACUAUUUACUACUACAUGUACUACUUCCAGUAGUACAACCGACAAUACGCCACUCUUCCAGUUGACGCCCACUGCCGAAGUAUCCAUCGAAAUGGACCCCGGCACCUUUUCCAUUGAAAAGCUGUAUGCCCUCAAAGAUAUUGGCUUCAACCGGAUUUCUCUCGGAGUGCAGUCCUUUGACGACCGAGUUCUGGAAGCCAUUGGACGCGUCCACCGACGGCAAGAUGUGCUCGAGGCCAUCGCCAUGAUUCACACUGUCUUUUGUAAGGACGAUAAUGGUACACCACCAAACUACUCCAUUGAUCUCAUUUCGGGACUUCCUGGAUUGGAUCUGGCACUCUGGGCCGAGACGCUGGCAACGGCAACAUCGCUGCAACCAUCACCACCCAAUCAUAUCAGCUUGUAUGAUUUGCAAAUUGAACAAGGGACGGUGUUUGGAAAAUGGUACAAUCACCACAGCAGCGACGAUAAUAAUAAUGACGACUCGGUCAGUAUCCAGCAUGCGAGUCAACGAACCAGAGCCACGUCGUCCAUCCUCCCUACAAAGAAUGAUCGUUCCAUGCUGCCGUCCGAGGAAGAUUCGGCAUUCAUGUACAAGUACGCUGCUGGAUAUCUAAAGGCCAAAGGAUUUGAGCAUUACGAAGUGAGUUCCUAUGCCCGCCACAAUAAUAAUAAUAAGAUGCAUCGCAGUCAGCACAAUCAAAUCUACUGGGCCACCGAUGGGCAAUGGUUCGCUCUGGGGCUGGGAGCUACCAGCUUUGUCCGUGGACAAAUGGUGGCUCGUCCAAGGACCAUGGUGGAUUACCAAACGUGGGCAGGGGAACUACAACAACAACAAGGAGGAGGAGAGCGGCAAGGCACGGUGGAUUCGAAAGACUUCUUGACCGAUGUCAUUAUGAAACGAUUGAGGACGUCGGACGGUUUGGACCUCGAUUGGAUUGAACGUCAUCAUGGGAAAGAGUGUCUGGACUCCGUGAUGAAAGGUGCCGCCCUUGGAUUGGAUUUGGGGUUGAUGACACUAGUGGAGGUGGAAGAUGAUGAUAAAGACAGCGGGGAGGGAUCCAAGAAGAAUGUCCUGAGGUUGGUGGACCCUGAAGGGUUCCUGUAUUCGAACAACCUGAUAUCCAGUAUCUUUGUAGAGCUGGAUGAGAUCCACGAGGAUGGCGGAGACUGAAGCUCCAAGAUCAACACGACGACACAGAACGUUCCUGCAGUCUUUAGCACCUGUCUGCCCAAUUCCUGCGGAUACUGUUGUCUUGUCCAGGAAGCAUCAUGUCUGCUGCGUGUGGAUUCAGCAAGGAGCAACACUCAGUCCUGUAUUGACACUGACGAUGGCCGCAUCCGCAUCCUCGUCUGCCAACAAAACUGAGUAUCGUUGGAGGCCGGGCCGGGCCCUGAGAUAGUCAAAAGUGCUAAAAUAGCCUGUCUUUGGGGAUGUAAUGGUCAGAUUGUCGAGCUUUUAGCAUUCCUUCGCCACUAUUCGGGCUCCUCAUAAAUUGUACUGUAGGUCCAUUCCAAUUCAUAACGGACUUCUAAGUCCUCGCACAUACUAUCCAAUGCUCAUACGAUUUUAGCAAAAAGUGACUGAAGUAAGUUUACUCACAAACCGAAUCGCUAAAACACAGGCUUUACUCUGUGAUAACUUUCGGUUGUUUGACUUUUUCACCCCCCUUGGGAAUCAUCAGUGCUUGGGCUAUUGUGGUACUUAUGAAAUCGAGGUUUAUUCGGCAUGCUCCGUAUAUUUCGUUGCAGGAGUUGAUUAGCUUUUCUGGCGAUUCUCUGGAUCGUUUCAGUAUCUCGAGUCGUUCCCUGUUGCAUAGGCUGCAGUGUCGUGUCCCGAAGGUCUUGACAGUGCUGAUGGGGUUGCCUUGCCAUAGGAUGCUAAUUUCGAUGCUGUUCCAAUGCUCGCUGAGUUGCCACUUCUGGGGUAGGGACUGCAUAGAACUGAUCCAUCCGCCCUGCAAAUGUGAGCCCAACUUGGAUCGGAGAUUUUUGGGCAGCGACCGCUUCAACAACGACACCAAAAGAUUGGCCAUCAUAGGUGGGUGAUAAGUGAAUACCUAGUCGACCCGCAGGGUUCCUGCGGUUGGCGCUGGGAACAAGCAAUAGGCGGCAGCUUUAUCAUAGUUAUGUGAGUCCGUCACGGACACUAUUAUUGUCUUUUACCA